Molecule: messenger RNA, 2838 nt
Organism: Rodentolepis nana
Lineage: Eukaryota; Metazoa; Platyhelminthes; Cestoda; Cyclophyllidea; Hymenolepididae
Source: the annotation of a GenBank genome assembly
AUGGAGGCCGACUGCUUUUUUUAUAAACUUCAGGAAACAAGAUUAAAUCUUGGACUAUCAUGCGUUAUUGCUUGCGGAUCAUUUAUUCCAAACUCUACUAAUGAAUCGACUGGCAUUCCAUGCACAAUUUCUUGUGUCUCCCGACUAAUUGAUCUCAGACGUCUUCGUCAUCCGAAUAUUGCGCGCUAUCUGGAUGCCCAAUGUGACAAACAUCGACGGAUUUACCUUGUUACUGAAUAUUAUUGCUCUAAUUUCAGCCAAUUGAACCCUCCUGUUAAGUCGGAAUCCGAUUUUAACUGGAUUGCUAAGAGAUUUCAGGAGUGUCUACAGGGUCUUUUAUAUUUGGAAUCAAAUGGGAUCGUUUCGGGUAACCUGAACCCAAUGUCUCUUCUCAUUGACAGUAAUGGAACCGUCAAAAUCGCAAACUAUGGAACAUUUUACGCGUCCAGAUGGGGUUUAGAUUUGGACUUUCCUGUUAUCGAUUUAAGAUAUUCCGCCCCCGAAGCUUUACUCUAUGCAGAGUCAUGCACAAAACAAUCUUUAAAUAGCUCAAUCACUGAACCUUCAUGCCCCCUCGAUUCCCGUUCUGAUCUCUGGACUAUCGCCUUAAUUUUUACCGAAAUUGUUCAUUUUCCGUUACAAUCAUUCGGUCCCAAUGUUCCUAUCCAAUCUCUUUCCAAAUCCUUGAAUACAACUCACUCGUUUUUUGAUGACAUCAUCCUAUCAGAUCAAACCAUUCCACCACAGCUCAAUGAGAAGGUGGUAAAAUUAGACUCUGUUUUUCGAGUGUGUUUAACUCUUGAUGCUCGUAUGCGGCCAUGUUUAAGUGAAGUUGAUAAGCGAUUUUCGGCGCUAUUCAAUGAUUUGGAGAUCGCUUCCUUUGACAAUUCCUAUGAGAGUUUAGAGCGUAAAAAGGAAUUUGGAGAAGACUUUGAAAAGGCACUUAAGUUUUUGCGCUCUAGAGAUGAUCCAGCUGAGUGCUAUUACUACUGGCAGCUAGCUGGUGGCGGUAUAGAUUUAGCAGCAGCAUUUCUGAAAGGAGUGAACGGCAACGAUUAUCUUCGUCCACCUAUUCUCCGUCUUCCCACAUACUUGACUCUGUCUCCUUCACAAGGAGGUCAUAUUGAGGUCUGGUCACAGGAUAAUCCACCCACUCAGCUUAAGUACUGUCCAACUAUUGUGCCCCUUCCUGCAGAACGCCUUCUCAAGCGAUUGAGCCUCAUGUCGACGCGGUCUCUUUACCCAGUCCUGUUUCCACAUACCUACUCCUGUUUCGACAAGCAUACACCUAUAGAGAGCUUGAAAUUGUCAGGUCUUGAGAAAUGCUGGAACCUUGAGUUGACACCUUCUCAUUUACCUAAGCACGAAUUAAUUGUUGCUCAGACAUGUGAUGCAAUGGCUUUUCAGCCCAUCUUGGUGAAACAGGCGGAUGUGGAGUAUCAAGUGAUGCGAGUUUGUUUGAUUCGGCGUCUUUUGCGUGGAAUGCCGUCCACUGCUACGAGGCUGUUGUUAGAGGCCAGAUUCGACAUACCACCUUUUCUCAGGGCUGAAGGAAUGGAUUCACUAGCCGCUGUUUUCACUCGACUCUUCUUUUUCGAUCCAACUUCUGCUACUCAUUGUCUUGCAAACCUCCUCACUUCACCACGCUUGGUAAAUUUCUUCACCAGACGUCGAUUUACAACUGGUUUGCAAGCUUACUUCUCUACUCUUCUUCGUCUUCUUGCUUUUCACGUGCCUUCUGUGGCCGCUCAUUUUGCUCGACUUGGUGUUCCGCUCACUGGACUCACUGCUGGGUGGAUUUACACCCUAUUUGCCCACUCUAUGCCCCUCGAUCGAACGGAGAUUCUUUGGGAUCGUCUUUUGGCUUCUCCUUCUCCUCUCCCCAUGCUAGUCUAUGUGGCCAUAUUUCAUCAAGUCAAUCAGCAGUAUCGACUUUUGAAAUUGAACCAGGAGAGCAUCUGUACUCUGCUGUCCAACUUUCCUGACUUCAAUUUGGAUCAGUGUUUAGAGGAUGCGUUGAUGUUCGCAGCGGCCACUCCAUUUAGUUUGACAGCGACCUCCCAGCAGCAACUUCAACAGGAGGAAAGAUUUCAAUGUGGUGAAGGUCAUGAUAAUAGCUGGAUUAAUCAUCUUACUCGAUCACUGCAACAUUUCAAUCAGACUCAUACCAAGAUGUUGUCGACUUAUACUGAAUUGAAUAUGAGUGUCAAUGGUUCGAAGGAUCAACGUGGACACUGCUUGAACUGUCUUUUGCCCUGGCCAACCAAUAUGGACGCAAUUGCACCAACUUCUUCAUCUAUUAAUGAAGGACACACUAAUGAUGUUCCAGAUCAACAGCAGACUCCUGCUCCUUCCCCCAGUGUCGCCUCCAAUCGAAGUGAUAUCGACUAUCGACGAAUCAAUUCCAGCUUGGUGCCGCUUAUCGAUCCUGCUGAUGCACUUCAACAGCUAUCGAGAACGGAUGUGGUCUUGGUGGAUAUGCGGAGCAAGGAGGACUAUACCAGAGGAUGUCUUAUGCAGUCCAUCCAUUACACAUUCACCGAUGAAUUCGAAGUUGGUGUACUCUGCCUCACAAGCAAUCAGGUGUGGCUUGAAGCCACCAUUGUUCGCAAUUCCACCAAUCCUCGUGGCACCACAAAUAAUGUCUUAUCUCCCGGUCUGGUGAUGAUUCUCCAAAGAUCCACCAACUCUGCUGACGAAAUCCAUGAUGCUGCAUCUAGUCUUGCCUGCUGCCUCAUCCAACACGCCAUCGAUCGUGUCUGUGUCAUUAGAGGUGGCACUAGGGCUCUCUUCUCUCUUCCUCAAAUCACUGAUUACUUUGUAUCGCCUCGUACAUAG